GAUCAUUCGCAAUCAGCCGUUGCACGCGUUCGGUACACAGCCAUUCCCAAGCAUAUAACAGUAUAACAACAGUAUUACAGUGCCAGCCAGCCAACGACAGUCGAACAGUCGAACAGUCGAACAGUGAGGUAGUCUAUGCGAAUCUACGUGUGGAUUGCAGACGAGACAAAGACAAACAAUUGCAAUUUGUGCAUUCGCGUCGGUUAACCCCAGGUGGAAAGUGCGAAAAGACAAACAAUACCCAAAAACCCAAGGCAAUCAACUCACGUGUGUUGAGCGUAUAUGUGUCUCUGUGUGUGUGUGUGUGUGUGUGCGUGUGCGUGCGUAGGUUUAACUGGAAAACUUUUAUGUGCUAAAUUUGAGCUUUGAUUGAGUGUGACUCGAAAGUUGGUCCAGUUGCACCGUCAAAGUGCACACCUGCCCAAAAUACCUGAACUCUUCUCACUCUCGACCCACUCACGCACGCACUUCACUAAACUUUUGACGCUUUGAGCCGCCUUUUAGACGCUGACGAAAGUUUACCUUUUGUUGCCUGCGCCUCGCUUGCUCGGAGAGUUCAGAGUUCACAGUUCACAGUUUUCCACAAGACAAGCCAAAGGAUUUCUUUCCGUUCCACGCUUGAAGAAUUACUGCCAAAAUUUUCACAGACGGUAAUAAGCUCGGUCCUGCAGCUGCGGGCAGAGGAAUGUUUUGCUAUCAGUGCCCGCCCGCUUUGCAUCCGUGCGGUCCGCAUCCGCCGCGCCUGCCCACACUCGACUAUCCAUUUGCUGCCACCCAUCCAUAUACCAGCUACUCGUAUCAUCCUGCCAUACACGAUGAGACGUUUGUGAGGCGCAAGCAGCGACGAAAUCGCACUACCUUCACACUGCAACAGCUGGAGGAGCUGGAAACGGCAUUUGCCCAGACCCAUUAUCCGGAUGUGUUUACACGCGAGGAUCUGGCGAUGAAAAUUAAUUUAACAGAGGCGCGAGUGCAGGUCUGGUUCCAGAAUCGACGCGCCAAAUGGCGCAAAGCGGAACGACUCAAGGAUGAGCAGCGCAAGAGGGAAAAUGGCGAGAGCAGCAGCUCAUUGGAGAAGCUCCAUGACUCGCGUGAGUCUUCGCCCGAUAUCACCGGCGAGAUCGAUGAUGAUAUGGAUGAUCUGCCGCCGCGGCAGCGCUCCCAUAGUCCUCUCACUAACGGACCCAUGGAGCAGCAGCACUCGCGCAGUCCCACGGGUGGCCAUCAUCUCGACUCCAGCGACAACGAGCGACCGCUGUCCUCGGCCCAGCUGACCGCCACGCCGCACUCCGCCUCGCAGUCGCUGGGCUCGAUCAGCGCCGGCUCGCCGUCGCCCGGCAUGCGCGAGCACACGCCCCUCGCCGCCGGCCUGGGCCCCAACAGCCCCUCCAACUCACGCAACACGGACUCGCCCAUCGAGGUGGGCGGCCCCAUGUCGCUCACCACGGGUUCACGCAUGGCCGCCUCGUCCAACAACUCGGCCUCGUCCACACCAACGCCAACCACGCCCCACGCGGCCCAGCUGCCCCAUUCGGCGGCCGCCGCCGCAGCCUUUGGCAGUCACAUCUUUGGCAGCUUUGGCGCUGGCAGCGUUGCCAACGAUACUAGCUGCGGCUUUCGUCCAGUGCUCAGCGAGCAGAGCGCUGUGGCCGCAGCAGCAGCCGCCGCGGCAGCGGCUCAGCGGAACGCGAAUCAUCCACCGUUAUUCCUGCCGCCGCAUCUGGCGGCUCAGUUUUCGCAUCAGCCGCUCUUUCCGGGACUCAAAGGUGUUUCGCCGUUCCAGAGUCUCUGCUCGUGCUGCUCGCUGAAGCCGCCGCCUAUGCCGCCGUCAUCCACGGCUUCGUCUUCGGUGAUGGCGCCUCUCAGCGUCCCUGUGAGCAGCAGCUCGGCGGCCAGCUCGCCAGAGUCGCCCAAGUCCAGUGGGGGUAGCUCGCACGAUCCACGCUCCAAUUCGGUGGCGGAGCUGCGACGCAAGGCGCAGGAGCAUUCAGCUGCGCUGCUGCAGUCGCUGCAUGCCGCAGCUGCUGCGGGCUUGGCCUUUCCGGGUCUCCACUUGCCGCCGCUCUCGUUCGCCCAUCAUCCGGCGCUGGGGCACGCCGUCAACCACAACAAUAACAACAACAACAACAACAAUGCGCUGCGCAUGAAACACGAGGCACAGGACAUGACGGCCAGCACCAUGAAUGGUUUGGGUCCGGGCGGUGGUGCAGGCGCCACUAGCUCCACAUCGGCUGCUCUGCUUGAUCUAGCCGAAUCGGCAGCGGCCUAUCAUCAUCAUCAACAGCAACAACWGCAGCAGCAGCAGCAGCAGCAGCAGCAACAGCAACAGCAUCAGCAACAGCAGCAGCAACAACAGCAACAGCAGCAACAUCAUGCCACUUUGUCGCCCCCAACCACGCCCACGCAGCUACAGUCCCAGCAGCUGCCACCCACAGCCACUGGAGUGCGUCCCGAGUCGCCGGCAGCCACAGCAGCUGCCAUCAAUGGCAACGCGCUGCCAAGCAAAACCGAAUAAGCAGCAUUAUAAUAAUAAUUAUUAAUUUUUAGAUUAUAAAAACUAUAUAAAUACAUACAUAUAAAUCUAUACCAUGUGGCGGACCUAGCAUUUAAGCAUUAGUUUUAGGCUUCAAGAGGGCAACACACACACACAAUAAAAACUCACAUUCGAAAUACUUUUAGAUUACUUAGCUAGACUUUUAGAGAUUUGCAGGUAGCAAAGCAGCUGAAAAUCU
Messenger RNA from Drosophila arizonae, 2732 nucleotides. RefSeq names its product Dorsal root ganglia homeobox (gene Drgx). Gene Ontology annotation, molecular function: DNA-binding transcription factor activity, RNA polymerase II-specific; RNA polymerase II transcription regulatory region sequence-specific DNA binding. Gene Ontology annotation, biological process: regulation of transcription by RNA polymerase II. The record is from RefSeq and is a predicted model, not a curated record. NCBI's taxonomy places the organism in Eukaryota, Metazoa, Arthropoda, Insecta, Diptera, Drosophilidae.